Molecule: messenger RNA, 1736 nt
Organism: Cladocopium goreaui
Lineage: Eukaryota; Dinophyceae; Suessiales; Symbiodiniaceae
Source: the annotation of a GenBank genome assembly
AUGGUUGCCUUGCGCAAUGCUCGUGUUCGGCGCUAUGUCCUUCUUUGCCAUUUCUUCUGCUUUUGGCAUUUCGCAGCGCGAACCUUACAGUUCUCUGCCCUGCCGCCGAAUACAAAGCUGUUGAAGGACGCGGAGCACAAUGAGAUGCCAAACUGGAUUCGUGAGCAAAUGUGUGAUUUGGGGUAUGAUAAAGGCGUCUCAGACAACAUGGCCGAGGCGCUCUCAUUUUACAGCCCUUCGGCCUUGGUGGAGGCUUCUCGAGAGAGUUUGCUGGGUGCGCUGCAACAGACAUUCCCAAAUGAUGCACAGCGGAUGAUCAUGGCCCAAAGCCUUUAUGACCGCAUUCAGAAGGGCAUUUCCCAACCACAACCCGUUCAGAGCGAUGUUCCCGAGAAUGUCAAGGCCUUCGCACGAGCUUUGGAUGAUGCAGAGCUGGAAGGGCAAAUUCUCAGAACGGAAACGGGCAGUUUCAAGUUGCAAAACGUUUCUGAAAUUUGGGACGAGAAGCAGUUCUACGUGCGGGGGUGCUACACAGAAAUUGCCGACAUCAUGUUGAAGAAAAAACUCCCCGUGAUGUCGCUUGAGCUUAAAGACUUCCCAGUUUUUCUGCACCAGAGGGACAUCAUCCAUCUGUUUCAGAAGGGCAAAGAGCCCAAAGAGGUGGAUGUCAAGACUUUGAGGUCAGCGCCUGCACAAGCUUUGUAUAUCAUGGAUGCCGACAUUGAUGUGGAACAUGGGGUCUUUUGCCAGUCUUUGUGGAUUACCUCUGCGCGGAGGCCGGAGACAGCGGCUUUCAACACCGAACAUUUUAAGAAGGCCGAGCGCUUUUCUGGGCAGUGCUUUAUGCCACCAUGGACGUUGACGGAGAUGCUGAGUGCAGAGGUCAUGGCCUUACACAAGCUGAAUGAGGAGGUUGUCAAGGAACGCUUCGGCAUCUUUGGUGGCACUGCGAGGCUUGUUUUGGAGAGGGACGAGACAAGGGCAGAGAAUGACAAGGAGAGGCUCGUUGAGGCCGUGCAGUCAGCAGAUGCGCUGCAAUCCCUGAAAGUAUCGUCUGACAUGAAAGCCAUAAGCAAGACGACGCAUUUGCUGGUGAAGAUGCACCCAAAGCGGGAGUUCAGCUGGUUUGAUGUGCAGUUGUCGUCUCCCUAUGUUCGGCAAGAGCUGGUGAAGCAAAACAGAGCAAAACGAGCCCAAGCUCUUUGGGAUCGUAUUGAUGAUGGGAUGAUUACGGGCAUCGGUUUUGCAUUGUUUGAGGAAGAGUUCCACCAGUUCAUGCAGGACAAGUCCAUCGGCAAGUUCAAGCUCCGAGCCAGAUGCUUGACAGCUGAGGGGAAGGGGUCUGAUACAACACAGGAACUCCAAGGUGGUCUUGAAGGAGUGCUGAUUUCGGGCAAUCCCGCAGCAGACAUCAAGGAUGGCGAAUACUACCAGCCGCAGAGCAAAAACUUUCCUGCCUUUGACUCAUGGACCUCACAGGGCGUUUUUCAGCUGACGAUUGCCGAUACACAUGACAUCACCUUCAAUGACAGUGGCAAGGCAAUGGACGUGACGAAGACGCAGGCGUCUAAGAUUGUGGAUGCACUUUGCAAGAAGCAUGACAGCAAAGCCAAAUUCUUCUUUGUCGUUCCGCAGUUUCAGUUUGAUAAGUGGAAGACUGUGCAGACAGUGAAACAGCCAGAGAUGGCUGAGAAGAUUGAGCAAUGGGUCGUGUGCUUUGAACAGAACCUUCCGAA